AUGGACCUGCCUCCACAGCUCUCCUUCGCGCUCUAUGUGGCCGCCUUUGUGCUGGGCUUCCCACUCAACGUGCUGGUUAUCCGAGGUGCUGCGUCCCACGCUCGGCUACGACUUACCCCCAGCCUUGUCUACGCUCUCCACCUGGGCUGCUCUGACCUCUUGCUGGCCGUCUCUCUGCCCUUGAAAGCCGUGGAGGCUCUGGCCUCUGGGGCCUGGCCUCUGCCAGUCUCCCUCUGUCCUGCUUUUGCCCUCGUCCACUUUGCUCCCCUCUAUGCAGGCGGAGGUUUCCUGACUGCCCUGAGUGUCGGCCGUUACCUGGGAGCAGCCUUCCCUUUGGGCUAUCAAGCCAUCCGGAGGCCAUGCUACUCCAGGGGUGUGUGUGUGGCUAUAUGGGCCAUUGUCCUCUGUCACCUGGGACUGGUCUUUGGGUUAGAGGCUCCAGGAGGCUGGAUGGACAAUACCACCAGCUCCCUGGGCAUCAGCAUGCCAGUCAACGGCUCUCCAGUCUGCCUGGAGGAAUGGGACCCGGCCUCAGCUGGCCCUGCCCGCCUCAGUCUCUCCCUCUUGCUCUUCUUCCUGCCGUUGAUCAUCACAGCCUUCUGCUACAUUGGCUGCCUCCGGGCACUGGCCCAGUCUGGUCUGAGCCACAGAAAGAAGGUGAAGGCAGCCUGGGUGGCCGGGGGCGCUCUGCUCACCCUGCUGUUCUGCCUAGGGCCCUACAAUGCCUCCAACGUGGCUGGCUUCCUGCAGCCCAACAUGGGAAGAGGCUGGAGGAAGCUGGGACUCAUCACAGGUGCCUGGAGCGUCGUGCUCAACCCGCUGGUGACCAGUUACUUGGGAGGAGGAAGUGGCCACUGGAUAGUAUGUGUGGCAAAAAUGCAAGAGAUGACAUCCCAGAAGUAG
Molecule: messenger RNA, 903 nt
Organism: Chrysochloris asiatica (Cape golden mole)
Lineage: Eukaryota; Metazoa; Chordata; Mammalia; Afrosoricida; Chrysochloridae
Gene: FFAR1
Product: free fatty acid receptor 1
Exons: 1
Coding region: 1-903 (300 amino acids)
Biological process (GO): G protein-coupled receptor signaling pathway; positive regulation of insulin secretion; positive regulation of cytosolic calcium ion concentration
Cellular component (GO): plasma membrane
Molecular function (GO): bioactive lipid receptor activity
Source: RefSeq, a predicted model, not a curated record